CACUGUCGUCAUUAUUAUCGUCGCCAUCACAGCGACGAGAUCUGUGAGUGGCCGUCUGUUUUUUUGCGUGGUGAUAAUCCACGCUAGCUUUUUCUUCCAUCCUUUCGUCGAAUAAAUCGGCGACCCGGAGGCUCUCUCCGUAGAGCCUUAAAUCCUCAACUUCCCGAAUAGAGCGCGCGAGUUUAAUCGAGUGCCUGUUAAAGUGUGAGAACGUGCACCGCGAUCGUUCCAUCGCGGGGACACUCGGCAACACUUUAUCUCUCUUCGAUUCUCACUUUUAUUCGCUCGCGAAUUAACUUGACAACGGAAGAUCUUUUGAUCAAGACUCAUUUCGGCACUGUUGAUGAACAUGGCUUACUGAAGAAGAUGAAGGGUCUGCAGCAAGAAUACGUUUCUCCAUACGGAGGGGACCACCACCACCACGCAUUCAUCGUUCGCGACGGUAAAGACGGCCGAAUUAGCCGACCAGGAUAUUUCUACGCAACAGCUACAGCUUCAUACUUUUAUUAUCAUGGACAAGAAGAGCAAAUAUCAACAGCCAAACCUCAAGGCGACUGCUACUGAUUCUAAGAAAAGUCCAGGUUCAGAUGUCAGCUCUUCUAAGCUUUUUCCAAAAUCAUCGCGUAAGCGAGAACCAACUGGCACAAAUAGUUAUCCCAAAUAUGAUCAGCAGAGGAAGUCCAAUGCACAGAAAACAAAAAAUUUUGAUAAGAGACCAAAACCUAAAGGAUAUUAUCAUGGCAGUUCAAAGGAGGAUUCCAAGGUAGUUGAAGAUGAAUCAGCUGAGCUUGGCUCAGUAAUGGUCCAAGGAAGUAAAAAGCAGAACUUGAAUCAUCUGCUAAAUUUUCAUUAUCCAUCCCGUGAUGUGCAAAGUGGAUGGAAUCGUGGAAGAAAUGGCUAUAGCAGUCACAAUAAUCGCUGGCUUCCAGCAGUUCAUCGACACAAGUAUAACAAAGAACAAUUUUUACAAGCUAACUGCCAAUUUGUUGUUACUGCCAAGGGAGAUUACUCUCUUUACUUGAAUAAUCCAGAUAUAUUGGUUGACUGGAAAUUAGUGCAACAAAUUCGAGUUUAUAGCUCUGAAAAUCUGUCUUGUCCUAUAUGCCUAUGUCCACCUGUUGCUGGAAAAAUGACACGCUGUGGUCAUGUUUACUGUUGGCCAUGCAUUCUUCAUUAUUUAGCUCUAUCUGACAAGCAGCGUAAAUGUCCUAUAUGUUAUGAAUCUAUCCAAAAAUCUGACUUGAAAAGUGUUGUUGAAAUAACAGAAAAUAGUUUAAACAUUGGAGACCACAUUACCCUUCGAUUGAUGCGACGCCAAAAGGGAUCAAUGCUUGCAGUACCAGUUUCAGAUAUUGAAGCUUGCCCACCAACUACAUUUUUAUCUGUUGCUGAAAAUUCUUGCCAACAAGUUUAUUCAAAAUUACUGUUAGCUAAUGAUAAUGAUAUUAUUAAUAUAAUCGAAGCAGAAGGCGCUCAUUUACAAUAUGAACUUUUGGAAGAUCCAAAUUCUCCUGAAAAUUAUUUUAUUGAACAAGCUCUCGUUGAAUUGUCUCUUAGAAAUAAUUUGUUACUGAAGGGCAUUACAGAAUUAGAUUCUGAAAAAUCUGUAGCUUCUACAGAAAAUGUUAAGAUGAAAAGUCCAGAAACCCUUUUGUCUCCCAAAGAAGAAAGUCCUAAAAAUAAAAACAAUGAUUUGAAUCUAGUGAAUAAUAGCGAUUUGAAUGGACAAUCAAAUUAUAACUUGAGUGACAAUGGGAAUGACAUAGAACCUUCAACAAGCUCACAGGAAUUUUAUUAUUUCUACCAAGCCGAAGGUAAACAAAAUGUUUAUCUCCAUGUAAUGAACAUCAAAAUGUUGGAGAUGCAAUAUGGCAGCUUAGAAAAAUGUCCACGAUUGAUUUCGGGAAAACUAAUUGAAAGAGAAGUUGGUAGCUAUACUGAAGAAUUGAGAAGUCGAAUGCGAUACCUACGUCAUCUACCUUUAACCAGCGUUUUUGAAAUAAUCGAAAUUGAUUUACAGCCUCCGACUGUAUCUGAAAAUGUUAUUGCGUAUUUUGAAGGUCAAAUUCUUUCUCGACAGAAGAAAAGAAAGCGUCGUGAAAGAGAUGAAAGAAAGCGCGAGAAAAAAAUCACAGAGGAAGAAAACAAACUCAUGGGAAAAUAUCCAAUUCCAAAGGUUCAUAUCGAUUCUCGCAAACAUUUCCCGCAAUUCAACCCUGAUAUAUCUGAAAUUGAUACAGUAUCACCUCCAGAAUCAGUUGUAGCUUCGAGUCUCGCAAGCAGUCCGUCAAUUUGCUCAUCUGAUGACAUGUUAUUUAAAGAUGACGAUAGACCAAUACCAACUAAUUGCGGACGAUCAUUUGCCCAAAUGGUGCAAACCACUUCAACAAAUAAAUCAGUUGCAUGGCCGUCUCGAGGCACUUCAAGAAACUUCGAGUCGAACGAAUCAAAUGCUGAUAGUCAAAGAACUAAAGCCGAUCCCAUUGAUUCUGAAUUAGAGGAAUAUGUAGCUCCAGUUUAUAAUCAAAGUCUAGGAGAAGUCGUGGCCAAAGCAUUUGAAAAUUCAAAUAUGUUGAAUUGCGGAGGUAGAUCGAAUGACAGCGUAGCCACAGGUAAAAAGAAAAAGAAAAAAGGAAAAUCAACAGUCUUAUUCACAACCAAUAUGGCUCGGACGUCCUAGCUUUUUUUCUACGUUUUUUCGCAUUAUACAAUUUUGUUUUGCUUUCUACUUUCUUUCGACGAAUGGUAAUAAAAAAUUUAUUAAACUCAAGAUUUAAUUAAUUAAUUUAAUGACAAGUUACACGAGCAUUACUCGAGUAUCCAUUUAUGUAUAUAUUAUGUUAUUUUGUUUUGAACAAAAUUUAAUUACAUUUGAAAAUAAAUAAAAUCAUGCAGAGUAUGUUUGUUUACUGAUCUAACAUCCUAUUUUAUUUUUCAUUUUAAUAAAGUUAAAAUCUAAAAAGCUGAUUCAUCUGAGAAAUUAAACUGUCUAUCCAAAAAUACUAGUUUAUUUUGAAAAUAAAAUAAACUUGAUUAUA
Phymastichus coffea is the source of this 3038-nucleotide messenger RNA. RefSeq names its product E3 ubiquitin-protein ligase RNF10. Gene Ontology annotation, molecular function: metal ion binding; transcription cis-regulatory region binding. Bases 512 to 2680 code for a protein of 722 amino acids. The record is from RefSeq and is a predicted model, not a curated record. The transcript is spliced from 11 exons. Lineage: Eukaryota; Metazoa; Arthropoda; Insecta; Hymenoptera; Eulophidae. Gene Ontology annotation, biological process: positive regulation of transcription by RNA polymerase II.